AUGCGCGCCCUUUCCCCGCUCGUCCUCCGGAGCUUGGGCUCGCGGGUUGGUCCACGAAACUACCGACCAGCACACUUCACCAUACUUAAGACUGUCUCCAGCACACACUCCAGGACAGUCGCCAGCUACACACACCCUCAUCAUGCCUCCGCCCUCUCCGUCUUACCCACGGCAAUCGACACCUCGUCGCCCGAGUACCAAGAGAACAGCCAGCAGAUGCAAGCACUCCUCGACCAAAUGAGCAGUCUACACGGAAAGAUCGCCCAGGGCGGCUCAGAAAAAGCCCGUGAGAAGCACAUCGCCCGAGGCAAGAUGCUACCACGCGAUCGUGUAUCCGCCCUCAUCGACCCAGGCACUUCCUUCCUGGAAUUAUCCCCACUAGCCGGACACGAGAUGUACGAGGGCGACGACGUCCCGGCCGGCGGCAUAAUCACUGGCAUUGGCACAGUCGAGGGCGUCAACUGCAUGAUCGUCGCAAACGACAGCACCGUGAAGGGCGGCACAUACUACCCCAUCACGGUAAAGAAACAUCUUCGCGCACAGGCAAUCGCACAAGAGAACAGACUUCCAUGUAUCUACCUCGUUGAUUCGGGCGGUGCCAACCUUCCACACCAAGCAGACGUCUUCCCAGACCGGGACCACUUCGGUCGAAUCUUCUUCAAUCAAGCGCGCAUGAGCUCCCUCGGCAUCCCACAGCUCUCAGUCGUUAUGGGUCCCUGCACCGCCGGUGGCGCCUACGUCCCAGCCAUGAGCGACGAGUCCAUCAUCGUCGAGAACCAAGGCACAAUCUUCCUAGCAGGACCACCUCUCGUCAAGGCCGCAACGGGCGAAGUCGUUUCAGCGGAGGACCUCGGCGGCGGCGAGCUACAUUCUAGUAUCUCCGGCGUAACGGAUUAUCUCGCCGUUGACGACGCCCACGCACUCGUGCUCGCCCGCCGAAGCGUCGCAAACCUAAACUACCCCCAAACCAAGCUCCCCGCCCAAGUGGAAGAAAUCACAGUGAAAGAGCCACUCUACGAUCCCGCCGAACUAAACGGCAUCGUCGGGACAAAUCUGCGCCGCCAGAUCCCAGCACACGAAGUCAUUGCGCGAAUCGUCGACGGGAGCGAAUUCGCCGAGUUCAAGCGAGACUAUGGCUCGACGCUGGUGACGGGCUUUGCGCGGAUUCACGGCCACCGUGUUGGCAUCGUCGCCAAUAAUGGUAUCUUGUUCUCUGAGUCGUCGCUCAAGGGGGCGCAUUUCAUUGAACUUUGUGCACAGCGCCGGAUUCCGCUUGUGUUUUUGCAGAAUAUUUCGGGAUUCAUGGUUGGUGCUGAUGCGGAGAAGGGUGGUAUUGCGAAGAAUGGGGCUAAGCUUGUUACUGCGGUUGCUUGCGCUGAUGUUCCUAAAUUUACGGUUGUUUUUGGCUCCAGUGCUGGCGCGGUGGCCGCGCCUACUCCCCCCCGCUUGAUGUUCAUGUGGCCCAAUGCCAAGAUCGGCGUCAUGGGCUCGGAGCAAUUAUCCUCUGUCAUGGAGGCUGUCGGUCGAUCUGCGGAUCCGGCACUGAAAGAUCGAAUUGACCACGAGUCCGAGGCCAUUUUCUCCUCGGCUCGACUGUGGGAUGACGGUGUGAUCCCGCCUGCUCAGACGAGGAAAAUGCUUGGGCUUGGAUUGGCCGCCGCUGUGGGUGGGAAGGCUGAACCAGAUGUUCAGACUAGGUUUGGCGUAUUCCGUAUGUGA
Penicillium waksmanii is the source of this 1719-nucleotide messenger RNA. RefSeq names its product putative 3-methylcrotonyl-CoA carboxylase, beta subunit (MccB). Gene Ontology annotation, cellular component: mitochondrion; methylcrotonoyl-CoA carboxylase complex. Lineage: Eukaryota; Fungi; Ascomycota; Eurotiomycetes; Eurotiales; Aspergillaceae. The record is from RefSeq and is a predicted model, not a curated record. Gene Ontology annotation, molecular function: methylcrotonoyl-CoA carboxylase activity. Gene Ontology annotation, biological process: L-leucine catabolic process. The transcript is spliced from 2 exons. Bases 1 to 1719 code for a protein of 572 amino acids.